CUGUUCUGUGUUCUUACAGUGUCAGAUUAUCUGAAACCUGUGAGGCGGAGAAGCAGCAAUGAAUGGCGACCUAACAUGUCUGAGCUGAGUGUUGUUCUGCUGGGGAACAGCUGGUCUGAGAGGAGUUCAAUGGGGAACUCCAUACUGGGAGAGACUAUGUUCAGCACUGAGGAAGAACCAGACCACUGUGUGAGAGUCAGAGGACAGUUAAAGGACAAAGAAAUAGUUCUCAUCAACACUCCAGAUCUGCUGCAUCCCAACAUCUCAGUGGAAGCUAUCAGAGAAGAGGUGAUCAGCUGUGUGAGUCUUUGUCCUCCUGGACCAAAUGUCCUGCUGCUGUUAGUGAAGCCUUCUGAAUUCACAGAGAAGAACAGACAAACACUGAAGUCCAUCCUGAGUUUGUUUGGUGAAGAUGCUUUCAAACAUUCGAUGGUCAUCAUCACACAUGAAGGGAGUGAAAAAAGUGUCUCUGUGAAUCAGCUCCUUACAGACUGUGGAGGAAAACACUACAGUAUGGCUGAAGAUAACCACGGACUUCUAAUGGAGAAGAUCGACAACAUUGUUCAUCAUAACAAAGGAAACUUCCUCACCAUUACUGAACUCAUGAAACCAGCUUUAAACGUGGUUCUGUGGGGGAGGAGUGGAGCAGGGAAGACCUCAGCAGCCAAGGCCAUUUUAGGUCAGACAGAGCUUCAUUCAGUCUCCAGCUCAGAGUGUGUUAAACAUCAGGGAGAGGUAUGGGGACGUUGGGUGACCCUGGUGGAGCUGCCUGCAUUGGAUGGAAAACCUCAGGAGGAAGUGACGGAGAAAUCAAUCAGGUGUAUCUCCCUCUGUGAACCUGAGGGCGUCCAUGCCUUCAUCCUGGUCCUUCCUGUGGGUCCCCUCACUGAUGAAGACAAGGGAGAGUUGGAGACCAUCCAGAACACUUUCAGCUCUCGAGUCAAUGACUUCACCAUGAUUCUGUUCACUGUGGAGUCAGAUCCUACAGCUCCAGCUGUUGAUAACUUUCUGAAGAAAAACAAGGACAUCCAGGAGCUCCAUCAGAGAUGUGGAGGAAGACAGUUUGUCCUCAACAUCAGGGACCAGCAGCAGAUCCCAAAGCUGUUGGACAUGGUUGAACAAAUAAGACUGAGACCCAAAAAAGAAAAACUCAGCUGCUACACAACAGAAACAUUUGCAUGUGCCCAAGCGGAAAAGAUCAACACACUACAGGCUGAAGUGAAGAAUUUGAGAACAAAAGGCACAAUCAGCUGUGAUGAAGAGCAGCAGAGCCCAGAGAGUCUCAGGAUUGUGCUGAUAGGGAAGACCGGCUGUGGGAAGAGCUCUUCAGGAAACGCCAUUCUAGGAAGAAAGGAAUUCAAAGCUGAAUUAAGUCAAAGAUCAGUCACUAAAUGUUGUCAGAAAGCUAAGAGUGAAGUGGACGGUCGUCCUGUUGUUGUGGUCGACACUCCUGAUCUGUUUGACUCAACUUCAUCUCGUGAGAAGAUGAAUGAGGAGAUGGUGAACUGCAUCAGUCUUCUGGCUCCAGGACCACAUGUCUUCCUGUUGGUGUUACAACUUGGCAGAUUCACUCCAGAGGAGAAGGAGAUAUUGAAACUGAUCAAGGAAGACUUUGGGAAGAAUGCUGAAAACUUCACCAUCAUUCUUUUAACUGGAGGAGACAAACUGACGCGUGACAAAAUAUCCAUUGAAGAUUACAUUGAAGAAAAAUGUGAUGAUUCCUUUAAGAGUCUGAUCGCUGACUGUGGAGGAAGAUACCAUGUGUUCAAUAACUAUGAAGAACAAAAUAAGACACAAGUCAGUGAGCUGGUAACAAAGAUCGACACCAUGGUGAAGAAGAAUGGAGGCAGCUUCUACACCAAUGACAUGCUGCAAGAGGCAGAGGCAGAGAUACAGAAAGAAGUGAAGAAGAUCCUGAAGGAGAAGGAAGAAGAGAUGCAGAGAGAGAGGGAGGAACUUCAGAGAAAACACGAGGAAGAAAUGCAAGAGAUGAAAAGAAGAAGAGAUGAACAGAGAGCAAAAAUUGAAAAGACAAAAAAACUUAAAGAAAUGGAGGAAAACAUGAAGAAAGAACAAAAGAACUGGGAGGAAACAGAAAAAUGGUGGAAGAACCAAGAUCAACAGAGACAACAGGAGGAACAAACAAGAAUUAGAAGGCUUCAAGAAGAAUUUAACAGAGAAAAAGAAAACUAUGAAAAAAAAAGAAAAGCAGAUGAAGUCAAAUGGGAAGAAGAGGAGAAGAGGAAGUGGAAACAGGUCGAGGAAAACUACAAGAUAAAGCUGGAAGACAUGAGGAAGAAGUAUGAGGAGGCCAGAAUAAAAGCUGAGAAGACCAAUAAAUUCAAAGAGACUCACAAGAAAAAAACAAUAAUCUGUUCAGUUCUUUGAGAGUGUGAGAUUGUGGUCCAAGUGUCCUAACGGGAACCCAGUUUCAACUCCAAUCCUAUUUUUUAAGACCUGUAAGAGUGCUGUUAAUUUCAGCAAUGUCUUGACUCCUGUUGACAUAAUUGUGAGCUGUACAGUAUAACCAGUUUGUCGUCUUUCUGCACCUUCUGUUUGGUUGUUUUUGUUCUCCCCUCAGGAACAAGGGAAGUACAGUUAAAUAUGUUUAAAUACAGCACUAUUAUAAGAUGAUUGAUGAUUCCAAGCUAUACACUUGGGAAAAGCUAAAGUAAAACUGAUUAACCUCCUCUACAGAAGAAUGGUUAUUUCUUUGUGCCAUUAAAGAAAAUGUUGCAUAAAAGAAAAUGUGAAUUAGGGACAGUCAUAUGAGUUAAAUGUUCACUACGUCAGAACUUAUUCUGAAAAAGUGUUUCCAUCUCUUGUUUAGAGCUUUAAUCAUUUUUCAAAAAAAGACAAAAAAAGUGUUUCCAUCAAGCUUUUCUCAUGAGAAUCUUCAUAAUGCUCAGAGAAAUGUGUUGAUGGAAACACGACUUUUGUUAAAUAGCCAAACUGUUUGCUAAUUUUUUUCCAAAUUUUUCUGCCCAAAGUUGCAAAAAGACAGUUGUUGAGAAAACAGGAAGAUGAUGUUUGAGAGAUACUGACUGGAGGGGGCUGCAGUUGCCUCAAUAGGCAAGUUAAAGUUAAACAUCACUUUAUAUAUACAUUUCUUUACAUUUUGACCUUGUUAAAAGUUUGCAGUGACCCAUGGAUGUACAGACAGAUGAAGAAAACUUAACACGAUGAUUCUCAGGCUGUUCUGGAGUUAUCAGGAGUGUUAUCAGGAGUGUCUUAUAAGGAGGUAGAGAGUAAGACACACUGAACUAAAACUGUGUGUAUCCUGCCUGUUGUCUUUGUUAUAUUGUUCUUUUUAAUGUGAGGUUAAUACAGACAGUGAAGAGCUGACAGGAGAUGAGAGAGCAGCUAAUGUUGCAGUUCAUGAUCAGCAUCUUAAUCUCUGUCUGAUUUCUGAGAUUUUCCUCACAAUUCUUGCUGUUUUUACACCUGAGAUUUAGUCACUCUCUCUCUCUCUCUCUCUAUGUAUAUAUAUAUAUAUAUAUUGCUUUUUAUUAUUUAAUUAACUUCUGUAAAUCAUGAUUAUAAAGACAGCGACACAAUAAAUGUAAGGGUUUGUGUUGCUGCUGCAUCAGUCUGAGACUCAGAGAGAUUGCGAUGUGAUACGAGGAAAAGCAUCAAAUAUAACAUGAAUAUAAAUACAAUAAACCUGCAGAGUGUUCCUGUUAUUGUGUCCACCUUCUGUAUGAUCACAGUCACAUAUUUCAGCUGAUAGAUCCACUACAGGAUGAUCCACUGCAGCUUCACUGUGUUCACAGUUUUAUCCAGCAGGUGGAGCUCUAACAUGAACUACUGAGCUCAAUCUGUCUGCAUUUAAUUCUUCAGAUUUCUUUUUCUUUUUUCUGUCAAUGCAUUUAAAAUAUUUGACAAUGAAAAUCUUAAAUGUAGUUCAUGUUAAAUGAAUUAUUACAUAAUGAUGUCUAAUGUAACAAACUGUAUAUUUCACAAUGUAGAGUUUGUGUCUGCAUAUUUUAAAAAAAAAUAAAUCUGAUGAAUACUUUAACUGAU
Messenger RNA from Centropristis striata (black sea bass), 4023 nucleotides. RefSeq names its product GTPase IMAP family member 8-like. The record is from RefSeq and is a predicted model, not a curated record. Lineage: Eukaryota; Metazoa; Chordata; Actinopteri; Perciformes; Serranidae. Bases 76 to 2388 code for a protein of 770 amino acids. The transcript has 3 exons. Gene Ontology annotation, molecular function: GTP binding.